Molecule: messenger RNA, 454 nt
Organism: Pelobates fuscus (common spadefoot toad)
Lineage: Eukaryota; Metazoa; Chordata; Amphibia; Anura; Pelobatidae
Gene: RPS26
Product: ribosomal protein S26
Exons: 4
Coding region: 16-408 (130 amino acids)
Biological process (GO): translation
Cellular component (GO): ribosome; cytosolic small ribosomal subunit
Molecular function (GO): structural constituent of ribosome; mRNA binding
Source: RefSeq, a predicted model, not a curated record
GGAAGCGGUCAAUUAAUGCUGUUAUCGUGUGAUGGCAGCACGGCAGCUCUCUCCGGCCGCCGGACCAAGAAGCGAAGGAAUAACGGACGCGCCAAGAAGGGCCGCGGGCAUGUUCAGCCCAUCCGCUGCACCAACUGCGCCCGCUGUGUCCCAAAGGACAAAGCCAUCAAGAAAUUUGUCAUAAGGAACAUAGUGGAGGCUGCCGCAGUCAGGGAUAUCUCUGAAGCUAGUGUCUUUGACUCCUAUGCAUUGCCCAAAUUGUAUGUAAAACUGCAUUAUUGUGUCAGCUGCGCGAUCCACAGCAAAGUUGUCAGGAACCGAUCUCGUGAAGCACGUAAGGAUCGUACACCACCACCUAGAUUUCGGCCAGCGGGUGCCCCUCCAAGAGCUCCUCCAAAGCCAAUGUAAGAAGACUGCCUAACAUGAAUCUUCUCAAAUAAACUGUUAAAAACAA